UGAACGUUAACUCCACACAACAUCAACAACGUCAACGUCCAUAUUACCGACAACUGGCAAAACCAUAUUUUUGGGUAAAUAUUCACCAUGAAACUUGCAAGGUGAAUAUUGCGCUUGUUUCUAUGAUAUUAGACUAACCCCAAAAGUUUUCUCUGUUCGAGCAUUGCAAGGUUCGGGCGCUGACCCCAAGUUGUUUUCAUCAGAUUCUUGAUGAAACUCAACAAUGAGACGGUGACUAUCGAGCUCAAGAAUGGGUCACUAGUCCAUGGGACAAUCACCGGUUCGUCUAAUCGGCUCGUUUACUCAAGCCUUACAACCCUCAAAUUAUUCGCAGGUGUCGACAUGCAGAUGAAUACCCACCUCAAAACUGUCAAAAUGACAGCCCGUAAUCGGGACCCGACGUCCCUAGAUUCCCUAUCUAUUCGUGGCAACAACGUCCGGUAUUUCGUGCUCCCUGAUGCACUUCCUCUAGAUACCCUCUUAGUGGAUGAUGCGCCGAAGCCGAAAGGUAGGAAGAAGGACGAGGGGCGCGAAAGGGGAAGGGGACGGGCUCGAGGGAUGGACCGUGGGCGUGGUAGGGGACGAGAACGAGGAAGAGGAAGAGGUUUCUGAUGGUAUGGUCAAAAUCUAUUAUCAUCGGGAGAUGAAGAGCUCGCAUAGGGUGCACCACUCAGCGGAUAUAAAUCCCUCUAUGUAAAUCUAAAUGCUCUGACAUUUGGUCCUUCUGAAAA
Suillus plorans is the source of this 731-nucleotide messenger RNA. Its product is annotated as Sm-like ribonucleoprotein. Bases 211 to 612 code for a protein of 133 amino acids. Gene Ontology annotation, cellular component: commitment complex; U5 snRNP; pICln-Sm protein complex. The record is from RefSeq and is a predicted model, not a curated record. The transcript has a single exon. Lineage: Eukaryota; Fungi; Basidiomycota; Agaricomycetes; Boletales; Suillaceae. Gene Ontology annotation, molecular function: RNA binding. Gene Ontology annotation, biological process: RNA processing; spliceosomal snRNP assembly.